This is a messenger RNA of Alexandromys fortis (reed vole), 2403 nucleotides long. It is a transcript of the gene Tuba8, whose product is annotated as tubulin alpha 8. Gene Ontology annotation, molecular function: GTP binding; structural constituent of cytoskeleton. Lineage: Eukaryota; Metazoa; Chordata; Mammalia; Rodentia; Cricetidae. The transcript has 6 exons. Gene Ontology annotation, biological process: mitotic cell cycle; microtubule cytoskeleton organization. The record is from RefSeq and is a predicted model, not a curated record. Gene Ontology annotation, cellular component: microtubule; cytoplasm. The coding region runs from base 241 to 1626 and encodes 461 amino acids.
CAGGGCAACUGCUGGCCCAGCAUGUCUGUCUCAGGCCCCCUCCCUCGCAGUGUGUCACAACCGCGGAGGCGGCCGUAUCUGGAGCAGUUGGGGUGGGCAGGCCCAGCUGGGAGGCGAGCGGGCGAGGAGAGCUGCCACGAUGCCAUCAUACUGACGGUGUCUAUGGUGGCUCCCCUGUGACAGUCCUGGGCUCUGUAUGCACACCCUGUGUGUGAUAUCUCAGAAGGUCGGUGCUUAGGAAUGAAUGUGAAUGCUGGCGCCAUGUGUUGUAAGGUCAAGCGGGAAUGCAUAUCAGUCCACGUGGGUCAAGCUGGAGUUCAGAUUGGCAAUGCCUGCUGGGAGCUCUUCUGCUUGGAACAUGGCAUCCAGGCAGAUGGGACCUUUGGCACUCAGGCCAGCAAGGUCAACGAUGACGACUCCUUCACCACCUUCUUCAGUGAGACUGGCAAUGGCAAGCAUGUGCCCCGGGCUGUCAUGGUCGACCUGGAACCUACGGUAGUAGAUGAGGUGCGGGCAGGAACCUACCGCCAGCUCUUCCAUCCCGAGCAGCUGAUCACGGGGAAGGAGGAUGCGGCUAACAAUUAUGCCCGUGGGCACUAUACGGUGGGCAAGGAGAGUAUUGACCUGGUGCUGGACCGCAUCCGUAAGCUGACAGAUGCCUGCUCCGGCUUGCAGGGCUUCCUCAUCUUCCACAGCUUCGGAGGCGGCACAGGCUCUGGCUUCACUUCUCUCUUGAUGGAACGCCUUUCCCUUGACUAUGGCAAGAAAUCCAAGCUGGAAUUCUCCAUCUACCCAGCUCCACAAGUGUCCACAGCUGUGGUAGAGCCCUAUAACUCCAUCCUGACGACCCACACCACCCUGGAGCACUCGGACUGUGCUUUCAUGGUGGACAAUGAAGCCAUCUAUGACAUCUGUCGCCGGAACCUGGACAUCGAGCGCCCCACCUACACCAACCUCAACCGCCUCAUCAGCCAGAUUGUGUCCUCAAUCACUGCCUCUCUCCGCUUCGACGGAGCCCUCAAUGUGGACCUCACAGAGUUCCAAACCAACCUAGUACCCUAUCCCAGAAUCCAUUUCCCGCUGGUCACUUACGCACCCAUCAUUUCCGCAGAGAAAGCCUACCAUGAGCAGCUGUCUGUGGCAGAGAUAACUAGUUCCUGCUUUGAGCCCAACAGCCAGAUGGUGAAGUGUGACCCGCGUCACGGCAAAUACAUGGCCUGCUGUAUGCUCUACCGUGGGGAUGUGGUACCCAAGGACGUGAAUGUCGCCAUUGCUGCCAUCAAGACCAAGAGAACCAUCCAGUUUGUUGACUGGUGUCCCACGGGUUUCAAGGUGGGCAUCAACUACCAGCCUCCCACUGUUGUGCCAGGAGGGGACCUGGCUAAAGUCCAGCGAGCCGUGUGCAUGCUGAGCAACACCACAGCCAUCGCAGAGGCCUGGGCCCGCCUGGACCACAAGUUUGAUCUCAUGUACGCCAAGCGGGCCUUCGUACAUUGGUAUGUUGGAGAGGGAAUGGAGGAAGGAGAGUUUUCCGAGGCCAGGGAGGACCUGGCUGCUCUGGAGAAGGAUUAUGAAGAAGUGGGGACUGAUUCAUUUGAAGAAGAAAAUGAGGGGGAGGAAUUUUAAAUAUACACCUGCCCCAUGACUGCGUCUUGUUGUUUGUGUUGCUCCACUCUAACCAUGGUGGGUUCAUCUCCUAGCACUGUUCACGGACAGACAGACAGACAGGGCAGUAGCAGUUGUGCCUGCUCACUCCCCUUUUCUCUUCUUAGUAUGCUGUACUCAUGGUUGCAUGGGAAAAAGAAACCACAGAAAGAGAAAGUAAAAGACUGGCCUGUCGGUACCAGCCCAGUUCCUGUCCUACAUAGAUUAGGGUUCUUGACUCCAGCACAAGGGUACCGAGCACACAGGGAACCUCCUCCCUCCCCUGGAAUGAGAACAGCUUCAUUCCUAAAGAAUGAAGUUAAGGUGGACAAGUCACACACGCACAGGGUGGGUGGGGUAAGGAGGAAUCUUUAUUCUAGGUGGGUUAGUUUGCUUACCCCUAAGACAGUCCUUCUGGGGGAGGAAUGGGGAAAUACCAGGAUCCCACUCUUGGAAGAUGCCGUGGAGAGAGCAAAUAGGAACUCGUGAAACGGAUCUGUGGCACAGCUCUGAGCUCAUCUGGAUCCAUCAUGAUCCCCCGAAGGGGGGAGGUAUCCCAAGACCCUCAUUAGGUGUUGACAGCCACCGAGAGUCCUGGCUCUGUAUGUAUGUUUAUAUGUAUGUAUGUGUGUGUUUGUGUGUAUUUUAAUACUUACAUUAUGAAAUACAAUUUAUAUAUCAGCACAGUGAAAGAUUAAUAGUCGCCAUCAAUGAAAUAAACAACUACAACAGAACUCUAUAAUAAAAAUAAUUCAAAGA